Messenger RNA from Vespula vulgaris, 4301 nucleotides. RefSeq names its product germ cell nuclear acidic protein (gene Gcna). Gene Ontology annotation, cellular component: nucleus. The record is from RefSeq and is a predicted model, not a curated record. The transcript is spliced from 8 exons. The coding region runs from base 952 to 3864 and encodes 970 amino acids. Lineage: Eukaryota; Metazoa; Arthropoda; Insecta; Hymenoptera; Vespidae.
AAUAGACGAUUGACAAUUUACUUGGAUUCAAGAUUUCAUAGCUGCGCCAUCUCUCGAAGUUUAAACGAACUAGUAUAUUACUACACUAGGAAAAGGUGAUAUAAGCUGUCCUGUGCUGCCCUCUUGCGGAAUAAUAAUACAAUACUUAAUGUUACUGUUAUUCAUUCUCUGUUAGAAUAUUCUACAUAAAUACUCGUGAGGAUUGCCAAAGAAGGAUUGUUGCAAUGUAUUAUUUAAUUAAUAAGGAAAACAGAUUAGUUCUUAAUACAAAAUAAGACGUUUCUCUAUUUUCUUCGAUUUAGAAUUUCAUGACCGCUCUAUCUUAUGAAUUUUAAUCGAACUAGCACAGUACUACAUAGGAUAAACUUGAUAUUAGCUUCCCUGUAUUGUCAACUUGGGAAAUAAUAAUGUAAUACUGAUUCUACCUUUCUUCAUUUUCAGUUAUAAUAUUGUAAAUAAAUACUUUUAAGGAUGUACAAAGAAGAAUCGAUACAAUGUAUUAUUAAACUGAUAUGGAUAAUGGGUUGGUUCUUACUAUAAAAUAUGUCGAUCGACUAUUUUCUUCCAUUUUCUUAAACGUUGGCAGCCUUGUAUAUGACUUAUAACGAACACGUUUGAAUUUGUGUUUAUGGUUUUAUGUGUGUUUUUAAUUUGAAAGAAUAUAUCAUUUUUCUUUGAUAUAAUUUUACCACAACAUUUUGCCUUUAUUAUAUAAAUUGGAGCAUGGCAAGUGAAUUAAAUUUAAAUAAUAAGAAUACAGCGUUUUUUUCCAUAUCAUGCUUUUAUUUCAGUGAAUUCGCUUCAUUGUUUUAUAAUGUUGACCUUUUUCGAGAUUAAAUAAAUUUUUUAAUACAUAAAAACCAUCUGUAAAUACAUACUCAAAGAAAUAUGUUUACGUAAUUAUAAUAUAGAAAUAAAAACACGUGUAGUAGACAAAGUAAUAAGAAAAAUAUGAGUGAUUUUAUUGAAGACUCUUUUUCACUUUCUGUUGAUAAACAGAAAUAUAGAAAAGGUUAUCAGAUUUUACCUAAAGUAUCUAAUAGAAUUGAUAAAACUACUAAAGAUAUUUUAAAAGUGCCAAUCAUUGGAUCCCAAGACUUUUCUUUAAAACUUUCUGAUGAUUCUGUCAUAGAAGAUACUCAAGAUAUUCUUCCUGAUAAUAGUGAAGUAAAUACAAACAAAGAUGAUAUUAUUGUCAUUAGCGAUUCAAGCAUUGAUUGCAGUUUAGAUUAUUUUAAUAAAAAAAAGAUUACAACCCCUAUAAUACCAAAAAACACUUAUAAAAGUGUGAUAAGAUCAAAAAAUUAUGCUUUAGAAAUAUCGGAUGAUUCAAGUGAAGACGAAAAUUUUUAUGAAAAAUGGAAAAAUGUAUCAAUGAGAAAUAAACAUUAUGAUAAAUUUUCUAAUUGUAUUGAUAAAGUUACUUCACAAGAUAAGAAUUCAUUUUAUACUUCAGAUGAUAGUUCUAAGAACAGUAAUACAUCAAGUUCUGAACACAAUAAAAAUACUGAUGUAUCUAAAAAUAGAUAUAUUAGUUCAACAUUAAUAAAUGUACAACAUAAUAAUGAAAAAUCGAACAGACAAAUACAAGAUACAUCGGAAAAGGAAGAAAAUAUACAUACUCCUGUUUCGAAUUUAAAUUUAUUAAAUAAAUUGACUAAUUAUAAUAUUAAUAGUAGUAAUAGUAAUACUAAUAAUUCUAAAAAAUCAAAAACAUGUAUACAAUUGACAAAAGGUGAUCUAAAUAAAAUCUUAACAAAUAUACAGUCGACAAAAGCUAUUUAUGAAUCUCCAAAACUACAAAAAGUCAAUAAUGUUGUAAUUGAUGAAACUUUAGAUGAUGAAAUACAUCCAGCUUUAUUAAGUAAUGAUAAUUUAAUAAAAAAAGUUGAUAAGCCACCUGCUACGAUCAUAGAUGAAAUCCCUCCAAAUUCUGAUAUUAUUAAGAAUCAAUGUACUGAAAUAAAUAUAGUAACUUCAUCUAAAAUAUAUGACCAGUCUGUUGACACACCUAUAGAUAAUCAAAUAAAAGGCCUAUCUGAAAGAAAAAAAAAAGAAAUUUCAGAUUGGCUUAUGUUGAGUUCACCACGAUCUUGUAGUGAUAGUUCAUUCAGCAAUGUACCUGCAAGCAGUAAAAAUGAUAUAAGUUCUGGAAACAGUAGUUUAGAAAGAUUGGAGAUGGAUUAUGAAACUCCAAAUAAUAGAGGAAAAAUGAGAUUUAAAACCAAUGAAAACAAUGUUAUUAUAUCAGACACAAAAAGAACUAAUCCUACGGUAUCAAAGCCAAAAACACCACAUAAAUUUUUACACAAACCUAAUGACAAUAUUCCUAAAUCUUCAAACAUUCUACAAAAAAAGAAACCUACUGAUCAAUGUAAAAAUGUAGAUACAAAGCAAUCUAAUAAUAUGAAUGUUAUGGAAUGUACAGAUAUAUUAGAUAAGUUAUAUGGUAAUGUAUGGAGAGAUAAAGCAGGUGCAUUGCUUUCAACUCCAAUAGAAAAACAACAAAUUCUUAUGAAGAAAGAUAGAGCUGUACAAACAGAAAGAAAAGCUACAAGAAAUGAACAUUAUUUAAUAAAAGCAGAAGAUAAACAGAAUAAAUUUAAUACAGAUAAGAAAGUAAGAUUAAUAAAUAAAAAACAAACUAAAUAUACUACGCAAAAAGAUAGUUUCAUUAAUGAUACUUCCUCUGAGAAUGAAUCAGAAAGUUUGUAUUAUACUGCUCUAACAAAUCCACAUGCAUCAAAUAUUGUAUCUGAUAAACUUAAUACUGUAUCAUCUUCUAUUCAAAGAGCUAUUCAAAUAUGUGAUUCUGAUGAAGAAGAUGAAUAUAAUACUAAUUGUCAACCUGCAGUACAGAAAGUAUUAGAUAGGAAAAGAUUAUCAUUUAGCAAUGAAGAAAAUAGUUCUGAUACAAGUGAAUUUGAUCCAGGUGAUGAUAUUACUCAAAAACGUGUAUAUAAAAAAGAUAAAUAUAGAACAAAAAAGAAUUCAAGAACAACAACAACAACAACAACAAAUAGAAACCUUCUUUCAUCCAUAGAAAGCAAGAGAAAGGAAACAUAUAAAAGUUUCUUAGCUUCUUUAUCUGAUUCAAUACCUCUAAUUAGUGCUCAUCCAAAUGCAAAAAAAUAUAGGCUCUCAUAUAAAAAUAAUAAAGAAGAGCUUUGCAAAUAUUUAUACAAAUUAUAUAAUGAAAAUAUUUUUGAUAAAAAGUUACCAGAGGAUAUGACAAUAGAAUGGAAUAUUCGUAUGAGAGGAACAGCUGGAUAUUGUUAUAAUAAAAAAUCUGUGAAACCUCUUGGAGGCAUUCUCAGAUCUUCAAGAAUAGUACUAUCAACUAAAGUUUUAGAUACACCUGAUAGAUUAAGAGAUACCUUAAUUCAUGAAAUGUGCCAUGCUGCUGCUUGGCUAAUAAAUGACGUGUCAGAUGGUCAUGGACCUUUCUGGACAGCAUGGGCUAAUAAGGCCUUGAGAGCAUUUCCUGAACUUCCUCCCAUUCGUCGUUGCCAUGAUUAUAAAAUUAAAACAAAAUUCACAUAUAGAUGUAUCGAAUGUGGAUACAGUAUUGGACGACAUUCAAAGUCUUUAGAUAUUGAAAAGAAACGAUGUGGCCAUUGUUAUGGUAAAUUUGAGUUACUUAUCAACAGAACAACGAAAUCUGGUAGAGUUCAAAUGCAAACGCCAAAAAGAGAACCAUCUGCAUUUGCACUUUAUGUAAAAGAAAAUUAUAAUUCUGUGAAAAAGGACAAGAACUUAAAACAUGCAGAGGUGAUGAAACUUUUAGGGCAACAGUUUUCAGCAAUUAAAAUAGCAAAGAAAGAUGAUAAUAAUGUUGAUAAUAACAAAGAUUCAUCCGAUUGAAUGUAUAUUCUUUCUGUAGAAAAUCUUAUGUGAAAUUAUGUAUAUCAUAAUCACGUAUCUAAUCUUACUAUUGCAGGCACGACAAUGUGAGAUAUGUUAAGUUAUAUAUACAAAAAUGAACUAGAUCAUAGUACAUAAAGACACAUGUUUUUUACAUAAGAAUUAAAACGCAAUCAUUGUUUAUAAACUUAUAAGAAAAUAUCAUAAUAAAGAAUACGUAAGAUUGUUAUAUUAUAAAAAGAAAAUAUAUAUUAAGGUCCUUUAUUGCAAAUUUUAUUUAUCUAAACAUUUAAGAUAUAUUUUAUCACCAAUGACGAUAUAAAGCAAAUGUUUCAUUUGAACCAAUCAAAAAUUUAUAAAAUCUUACGAUUCAUGCAUAUCCGCAUUAAAAUGCAUUAAAGUACUUGCAAGCAUAAUGGACCAAUUAUUUUCGUUAU